GGACCGAAGAUCCAUUUCAAUUGAUUAACACCAAAUCUAAAGGGGAUCUUCUUGCAGUCCUGUUUUCCCAUCUCAGCAAACCCUAGUCCCAUCGUACCGUUUCACGACGACAAUUGCCGUUUCUCCUUGCCGUCCGUCGGUCGCCGUCUCUCCUCCCAGAUCGCAUUCUCUCUCCUCUCCACGCCGCUGUACAUUAGGUUGCUUUAAAGACAAUAUGUCAGGAAUGGAUGAUGUCAAAGAGCAUGAACGUGUUGGAGAUGUCUCAGAGGAUUCUGAAAAAGCCAUGCCAUCAGCUCAACAAGAGGAGGCAGCUGUUAAGAGCAAGUAUGGAGGAAUUAUGCCAAAGAAACCACCACUCAUUUCUAAGGACCAUGAACGUGCUUACUUUGACUCUGCUGACUGGGCUCUUGGGAAGCAAGGUGUAGAGAAGCCCAAAGGACCACUGGAGAAACUUCGGCCUAAAUUGCAGCCAACACAACAGCAAACACGUUAUCGGAAAUCUCCUUAUGCUCCAUCGGAUGGUGAAGGAGGAAACACUCCAUCCGAGGAUGCAUCUGCAAAUGAAUAAGAGUUGCUGUUUUCCAUUUCUUCUAGUGAGAAUUGCUGAUUGAUAUUUUAGCAUCUGGAUAGCUGCUGAGUGAAUGUCUGUUGUUUCAAUAAAGUUGGAACCAUUAUUCCUGUAUUUGGCUAUAAUAGAGGAGAAACAAUCAUCUGUAGCUCUGCAACUAUACGAGAAUUAAACUUGUAUCCCCUUCAUUGCUGAUGCCGAAUGUAUUUUUCUUCUGGAUAUUGGGUGAAGAACUUACAGCUGAGAUUCAUCAUCUUCUAUUAACGAAUAUUGCCUGUGCUUAUGUUCCCUCCA
Rhododendron vialii is the source of this 862-nucleotide messenger RNA. RefSeq lists its product as uncharacterized. The coding region runs from base 215 to 568 and encodes 117 amino acids. The transcript is spliced from 7 exons. NCBI's taxonomy places the organism in Eukaryota, Viridiplantae, Streptophyta, Magnoliopsida, Ericales, Ericaceae. Gene Ontology annotation, cellular component: cytoplasm. The record is from RefSeq and is a predicted model, not a curated record. Gene Ontology annotation, molecular function: protein phosphatase inhibitor activity.